AAUAAUGAGGUGGAGAGGGAUCAGCUCUAAAAUGUCUGUUUAUAAGUAUUCUUUUGCUGUUUGGAUCUAUAAAAUUUUACAAGGAGUGCAAGAGGUUUUGGCAGGGUAGCAUGGGGUUGCACUAUCUGGGGGGUUUGCACAUAUUGUUAUGUGGCCCAGACUGAUGAGAACUAAAAUCCUGUAACAUUACUACACUGGAUCUGAUAUUUACACUACAGAGAUUAAGAGCACACUUUGAGGUCCAGAUGGAACUCUGUCCCCUGGUCUCUUCCUGCUGCUGUCCCUCUCUCUGAUUGUGUUUUAUGCUAAUCCAUUUCCCACCCAUUACUUUCUUCUUUGUCCGUGUGGCUUUGUCCUGCUCUGUCUCUCCUGCCCGCUCUCUUCUCCUUUUCUGUUUCUCUAUAUCCUGUCUUCUGUUUGCUGAUAGCAAUUUAUCACCAUUUAGAUGUUUGUCUGACUUGCAGUGAGUUUGUUUUGUUUAUUUGACUUGUGCUGACUUUAUGCUGAGACUGGACUGCACUGGAUCAUUUUGUUUAGCUAAAGCUCAAAGUUUCAGUUGAUGUUUCUCACUGUAACAGGUGAUGAACAUGUUUCCUUCAUUAGAAAACAGAUGUUUCAUCCUGCAGCCACCAGGUAAAGGUAAACUAAUAGGCCUCUAACGUAAAGCCUGAAAGUCUGAGUCCAUAGCACUAACUGGAGUCGGCUCAGCUCUAGUUCAGACUGGUUCACUUCUGGAAGCUUCUUAUCUCCUGGACAGUUUCUAUUCCGGUUUUCUUCCAUCUUUGGUCGGCUGCUCUCUCUCUCUGCCAUUCUCUCCAGCCUCACUCGCCCCACCUCUGGCCGUUAUAAAGAGCCUACUCACCCAUCUCCGUCCGUUCUCUAACCUGCAGUAUUAUGGCUCCGAAGAAGGUGGAACCCAAGAAGACGGAGGUGAAGAAGGUGGAGGCGAAGAAGGAGGAGACCCCACCUCCUCCCAAACCCGUAGACCCGGAGCCCAAACCUCCGGAGGUGGACCUGAAAAGUAUCGUGGUGGAGUUUAGUCCGGACCAGAUUGAAGAGUUCAGAGAAGCCUUCACCCUGUUUGACGAGACGGCCACGGGUGAGAUGAAGAUCACCUAUGCCCAAUGCGGAGAUGUGAUGCGAGCGCUCGGACACAACCCCACCAAUGAGGAGGUGCUGAAGCUGCUGGGGAGGCCGAAGGCGGAGGAGCUGAACGUCAAGCUGCUGGACUUCGACAGCUUCCUGCCCAUGCUGCAGCAUGUGGCGCGAUCCAAAGAGCAGGGCAACUUCGAGGACUUCGUGGAGGGUCUGAGGGUCUUCGACAAGGAGGGAAACGGCACAGUGAUGGGGGCCGAGCUCCGCCACGUCCUGGCCACGCUGGGAGAGAAGAUGACGGAGAACGAGGUGGACCGACUGAUGGUGGGACAGGAGGACGCCAACGGACACAUCAACUACACCGAGUUCGUCAAACACAUCCUGGCUGGGUAGAACCCGGACUCCUGCUGGUGGUUUCUCUGCUGGUGGCUCCGAGUCUGUGUCUGAUGUCUCUGUCUAAUAAAGCACAUCCAGGUCUCCUCGGUGUGACACCCGGUUUCAUUUGACGUGCCUUUUACAUGUUGUUUCACAACUUUGACAAAAUAAUGUUUGAUUCAGCCUGAACAUAGCGGUGUUUGACAGACACACACACAGAGACAUUAAAAAUAAAACCGUUACAAAUAA
This is a messenger RNA of Monopterus albus (swamp eel), 1719 nucleotides long. It is a transcript of the gene cmlc1, whose product is annotated as cardiac myosin light chain-1. The record is from RefSeq and is a predicted model, not a curated record. Lineage: Eukaryota; Metazoa; Chordata; Actinopteri; Synbranchiformes; Synbranchidae. The transcript has a single exon. Bases 895 to 1488 code for a protein of 197 amino acids. Gene Ontology annotation, cellular component: myosin II complex. Gene Ontology annotation, molecular function: calcium ion binding.